GCUCAGGCUCAGAUUGUCCACGCCGGCCAGGCAUGUGUGGUGAAGGAGGACAACAUCAGCGAGCGUGUCUACACCAUCCGGGAGGGGGACACUCUCGUGCUGCAGUGCCUUGUCACGGGGCAUCCUCGGCCCCAGGUGCGCUGGACCAAGACUGCGGGCAGCGCCUCAGACAAGUUCCAGGAGACAUCGGUGUUCAACGAGACGCUGCGCAUCGAGCGCAUCGCGCGCACGCAGGGCGGCCGCUACUACUGCAAGGCGGAGAACGGCGUGGGCGUGCCCGCCAUCAAGUCUAUCCGCGUGGACGUGCAGUACCUGGACGAGCCCAUGCUGACGGUGCACCAGACGGUGAGCGAUGUUCGAGGCAAUUUCUACCAGGAGAAGACAGUGUUCCUGCGCUGUACCGUCAACUCCAACCCGCCUGCCCGCUUCAUCUGGAAGCGGGGCUCCGACACCCUGUCUCACAGCCAGGACAAUGGGGUCGACAUCUAUGAGCCCCUCUACACCCAGGGGGAGACCAAGGUCCUGAAGCUGAAGAACCUGCGGCCCCAGGACUAUGCCAGCUACACCUGCCAGGUGUCUGUACGCAACGUGUGCGGCAUCCCGGACAAGGCCAUCACCUUCCGGCUCACCAACACCACGGCCAUGAAGAACGCUACGUUCCAGAUCACCCCAGAUGUGAUCAAAGAAAGUGAGAACAUACAGCUGGGCCAGGACCUGAAGCUGUCGUGCCAUGUGGAUGCAGUACCCCAGGAGAAGGUGACCUACCAGUGGUUCAAGAACGGCAAGCCGGCACGCAUGUCCAAGAGGCUGCUGGUGACCCGAAAUGACCCCGAGUUGCCUGCCGUCACGAGCAGCCUAGAGCUCAUUGACCUGCACUUCAGCGACUAUGGCACCUACCUGUGCGUGGCUUCCUUCCCAGGAGCACCUGUGCCUGACCUCAGCGUCGAGGUCAACAUCUCCUCUGAGACAGUGCCUCCCACCAUCAGCGUGCCCAAGGGCAGGGCCGUGGUCACAGUGCGGGAGGGCUCGCCCGCCGAGCUGCAGUGUGAGGUUCGAGGCAAGCCGCGGCCGCCGGUGCUCUGGUCCCGCGUGGACAAGGAGGCUGCGCUGCUGCCCUCGGGGCUGCCCCUGGAGGAGACCUCGGACGGGAAGCUGCGGCUGGAGCACGUGAGCCGCGACAUGAGUGGGACCUACCGCUGCCAGACGGCUCGGUAUAAUGGCUUCAACGUGCGCCCCCGCGAGGCCCAGGUGCAGCUGAACGUGCAGUUCCCGCCGGAGGUGGAGCCCAGCUCCCAGGAUGUGCGCCAAGCGCUGGGCCGGCCCGUGCUGCUGCGCUGCUCGCUGCUGCGGGGCAGCCCCCAGCGUAUCGCCUCGGCCGUCUGGCGCUUCAAAGGGCAGCUGCUGCCUCCGCCGCCCGCUGUCCCCGUCGCCGCCGAGGCCACCGACCACUCCGAACUGCGCCUCGACGCCGUCACCCGCGACAGCAGCGGCAGCUACGAGUGCAGCAUCUCGAACGACGUGGGCUCGGCUACCUGCCUCUUUCAGGUCUCGGCCAAAGCCUACAGCCCGGAGUUUUACUUCGACACCCCCAACCCCACCCGCAGCCACAAGCUGUCCAAGAACUACUCCUAUGUGCUGCAGUGGACCCAGAGGGAGCCCGAUGCUGUCGACCCCCUGCUCAACUACAGACUCAGUGUCCGCCAGUUGAAUCAGCACAACGCCGUGGUGAAGGCCAUCCCAGUGCGGCGCGUGGAGAAGGGGCAGCUGCUGGAGUACAUCCUGACUGACCUCCGUGUGCCCUACAGCUACGAGGUCCGCCUCACGCCCUACACCACCUUCGGGGCUGGUGACAUGGCCUCCCGCAUCAUCCACUACACAGAGCCCAUCAACUCUCCCAACCUGUCAGACAACACCUGCCACUUUGAAGAUGAGAAGAUCUGUGGCUACACCCAGGACCUGACAGACAACUUUGACUGGACACGGCAGAAUGCCCUCACCCAGAAUCCCAAGCGCUCCCCCAACACUGGUCCUCCCACUGACAUCAGUGGCACCCCUGAGGGUGAGGACAUGGACUGCG
Messenger RNA from Leptonychotes weddellii (Weddell seal), 2077 nucleotides. Lineage: Eukaryota; Metazoa; Chordata; Mammalia; Carnivora; Phocidae. The record is from RefSeq and is a predicted model, not a curated record.